Messenger RNA from Daktulosphaira vitifoliae (grape phylloxera), 2939 nucleotides. RefSeq lists its product as uncharacterized. Lineage: Eukaryota; Metazoa; Arthropoda; Insecta; Hemiptera; Phylloxeridae. The coding region runs from base 53 to 2836 and encodes 927 amino acids. Gene Ontology annotation, molecular function: protein binding. The record is from RefSeq and is a predicted model, not a curated record. The transcript is spliced from 3 exons.
AUUUAACUGAAAAUUUUCAUUAAUUAUUUAGUAUAUAACACUUAUUGUAAAAAUGGAGAAUUGGCAAUUGAUAUUUUAUUUGUUGAUAAUUUCCAGUUUAAUAUUUAACGAAGCGAUUAAAAUUAGAUUUAAUGUGGAAGACGAAAAAAUAUGCCAAUUUGAAGAAGGGUCGACAAGAUAUGCUGCUACAAAUGGUGACAUUGAUAUAUUAAAACUAGCUUACGAAAGUAGAUCUGAAUGGGAUGAAUAUACGACCGCUGCAGCUGCUGCAAAUGGACAUUACGAAUGUUUAAAAUAUGCGCAUGAAAAUGGAUGCCCAUUUGAUGAAUAUACAAUUAUACUAGCCGCAUCAAAUGGUCAUUUAAAAUGUUUAGAAUACAUUCAUCAAAAAGGAGGUCCAUGGGAUGAAUAUACAGCUACUAGUAUUGCAAUAGGAGGAAAUUUAGAAUGCUUAAAAUAUGCUUAUAAAAAUAAAUGUAAAUGGAAUGAAGAUACGACUAGAUCAGCAGCUGCUUACGGAAAUUUAGACUGUUUAGUAUUUGCUCACGAAAAUGGAUGUAAAUGGGAUGAAACAAUAACGGCAGCUGCUGCUUCUAGUGGUAAUUUAGAAAUUUUAAAAUAUGCACAUAAAAAUGGAUGUCCGUGGGAUGAAAGCACAACAGAAGCAGCUGCAUGUGAUGGCCAUUUAGAAUGCUUAAAAUAUGCACAUGAAAAUGGCUGUAAAUGGGAUGAAACAACAACAAGAGUUGCUGCUCAAAAUAGUAAUUUAGAAUGUUUAAAAUACGCACAUGAAAAUGGAUGCAAAUGGGAUGAAACAAUAACGACAGCUGCUGCUUCUAAUGGUAAUAUAGAAAUUCUAAUAUAUGCUCAUGAAAAUGAAUGCAAGUGGAAUGCAAGCACUCCUGCUGCAGCUGCCACAAACGGUGAUUUAGAAAUUUUAAAAUAUGCACAUGAUAAUAGCUGUCAAUGGGAUGUAAGAACUACAAGAGCAGCUGCACGUUAUGGCCAUUUAGAAUGCUUAAAAUACGCACAUAAAAAUGGAUGCGAAUGGGAUGAAACAAUAACAGCAGAAGCUGCUUCUAAUGGUUAUUUAGAAAUUUUAAGAUAUGCUCAUGAAAAUGGAUGUCCAUGGAAUGAAUACACAACUGCUGCGGCUGCUGCAAAAGGUUAUUUAAACAUUUUAAAAUAUGCACAUGAAAAUGAUUGCCCAUGGGAUGAAAGCACAACAAAAGCAGCUUCGAACUAUGGUAGUUUAGAAUGCUUAAAAUAUGCACAUGAAAAUAGAUGUUCUUGGGGUGUAGAAACCACAAGAGCUGCUGCUACUAGUGGUUCAUUUGUCUGUUUAAAGUAUGCCUACGAAAAUGGAUGUCCAUGGGAUAAUGGCACAGUAAGGGCUGCCGCAGCGUAUGGGCAUUUAGAAUGUUUAAAAUAUGCACACAAAAAGGGAUGUUAUUGGGAUGAAGGUACCACAAGAGAUACCGCUGCAGGUGGUUCUAUUAGAUGUUUAAUAUAUGCUCGUGAAAAUGGAUGUCCAUGGGAUGAUGGCACAACUAGAGCUGCUGCUUUAGGAGGUAAUUUAGAUUGUUUAACAUAUGCCCAUGAAAACGAAUGCCAAUGGGAUGAUGAUACAACUAAUGCUGCUGCUUUAGGAGGUAAUUUAGAUUGUUUAGUAUAUGCCCACGAAAAUGGAUGUCCUUGGGGUGAUGGCACAAUAGCUGAAGCGGCUAAUAAUUCCAAUUUUAGUUGUUUAAAAUAUGCUCACGAAAAUGGAUGUCAUUGGGGAGAUGGCACGACUAGAGCUGCUGCAUCUAGUGGUUGUAUAGAUUGUUUAAUAUAUGCUCAUGAAAAUGGAUGUCCAUGGGAUAAGGGCACAACAAGAGUUGCUACUUUAGAAGAUAAUUUAGAUUGUUUAAUAUAUGCCCAUGAAAACGGAUGCCCAUGGGAUGAUGACACAACUAAAGCUGCUGCUUUAGAAGGUAAUUUAGAUUGUUUAAUAUAUGCCCACGAAAAUGGAUGUCCUUGGGGUGAUGGCACAAUAGUUGAAGCGGCUAAUAAUUCUAAUUUUAGUUGUUUAAAAUAUGCUCACGAAAAUGGAUGUCAUUGGGAUGAUGGUACGACUAGAGCUUCUGCAGCUAGUGGUUGUAUCGAUUGUUUAAUAUACGCUCAUGAAAAUGGAUGUCCAUGGGAUAAUGGCACAAUUAGAGCUGCUGCUUUAAAAGGUAGUUUAGAUUGUUUAGUAUAUGCUCAUAAAAAUGGAUGUAUUUGGGAUAAAGAUACUACUAUAGCUGCUGCAGCUAGUGGUUGUUUAGACUGCUUAAUUUAUGCUCAUGAAAAUGGAUGUAUUUGGGAUAAAAAUACAAUAGUUACGGCUGCCAUGCAUGGUCAUUUAUAUAUCUUAAAGUUUGCUCAUGGUCAAGGAUACGAUUGGGUUGAAGGUACAACUAGAGGGGCUGCUGCAAAUGGACAUUUGGACUGUCUAAAAUAUGCAUAUGAAAAUGAUUAUGAGUGGGAUGAAGGCACAAUUAGGGAAGCUGCUGCAAGUGGUUGUAUUAAUUGUUUGAAAUUUUUACAUAAAAAAGGAUGCAAAUGGGACAAAGGAACAACAAGUGGAGCUGCUGCAAAUGGACAUUUAGACUGUUUAAAAUAUUCUCAUGAAAAUGGAUACGAGUGGGAUGAAGGCACAACUAGACUUGCUGCUGCAAAUGGUCAGUUUCGUUGCUUAAAAUACGCUCAUGAAAAUAAUUGUCCAUGGAGUAGAGAUACUAUUUAUGAAGCUACUCGAAAUGAUUAUACUGAUAUAUUGAACUAUGUUAUCGAAAAUGGUUGUCUUAAUUAGUUUUCUGUUAUUAUAUUUUUUACGAUAUAUUCAUAUAUGUAUAUUAAUUUUAUACUCGUAUAUUCAUUUAAGUUUAAUAUAUAUAUAUAUAUUCUUAAGCAUA